AUGACUCCUUCGACCCUUGGUCUACCGUACGGUCAGCUGACUUAUUUCUCAGAAUUUCAAACAGCAGUACUCCUACUCUCCAAGAGGAGCGAGUUUAUCACUCGUUUCCUAUACUAUGUAAAGGAUGUUAUACAAUAUUUUUUGGCUCAACACCCUCAGCCAGCUGGAAAUCCUCAGCUCGCCCGUAAUAUUUUGACCUUGGCACGCAACCAGUUACAACAAACCAUUAGAAGAACCCCGCAUGGCAUAACUACCCCCGAACCUUAUCAAUCGGUUCACAGGCUUUUCAUUGUUGUUGUUGAACUUCUGAUGAUGGAAGAAACUCCCGAUCGUCAAAUACAAUCACGCAAGCGAAUUCCUCUCUCCCAGGGUCCAGGCCGCACUAGACGGGGAAAGGUGCCCUCAAGGGACGUGAUGAGAGGUGAACAUGAUGCCUAUGAUGAU
Messenger RNA from Acaulospora colombiana, 444 nucleotides. The record is from the annotation of a GenBank genome assembly. NCBI's taxonomy places the organism in Eukaryota, Fungi, Glomeromycota, Glomeromycetes, Diversisporales, Acaulosporaceae.